AUGUCGGACCCGCCGGCUUCGCAGAGACCGAGGCUCGAACUCGGGCCAAAGGUGGUGGAAGAUGAUGAGGACUUUCCCAGUCGGCACACCAGUUCGUGCUCGGACCAGGUGAUGCAGGAUGUUGCCGUGUUUGGGGCCGCCGGCGCCGCUUCCAGCAGCAGUUCUUCGCUUCCCAGCACGACCUACGCUUCCAGUAAGAUCGGACCGCCGGGGAACAGUCUGACGCUGAGCAUGCGGGACCGGAGUAGUAGCAGCAACGGGCCGAUGAAAAAGAACCCGGAUGACCACGACAAGUUCGCGAGUCGGUGCCUGAGCCCGUCGUACAAGGCACGGCGGAGGGCGUCCGGGCGGGGGACGUUCAACACGCCGCGCGUUUCCAUGUCGAGCAAGCCGGUACGGCGGCGGCCGUCGAACCAGAAGCCCGGGCCGCUGAACAACCUCUCCUCCAGUCCGCGGUGGCUCGGCAACUUGUACCCCAGCAACUACGACGUGGAGCCGGACACGCCAGCGGUCGAGCGGGCGUCGUCCGCCUCGAGCCUGUCUGGGCUGCUUAGCGGGGGGUUACCGAACCGGAAAUCUCUGGCGGCGGGGAACAGUCGGAUCAACGACUUUUUCAACGUGGACAUGAUUGGUACGGUCGAAAAUAAUAACCAGAGUGCUGCAAGCACUACCAGCGGUACUGGUGGGGGUCUUCUUCAAGGGGGGCAACUGCUACAAGGCUGCACAGAUGCGGAGUCUUCAAUGGUGAUAUCUACUUCCGACUCGCUCGGUGGCACUCCGCGGGGGCUGGAAGGGUUUUUGUCGAAGACUUCGCCGACGUUUGGGGUCACCGGGGCGCGGACGCUCUUUCCCAGUGCUGCCACACAAGGUGCUGGGGUCAUGAAUAGCAGCGGUCAAAAUAGUAAUUCAGCUCCGAGUUCUUCUUCAUCCGAUAUGAUGGGCAGCAGUAGCAGUCUCGGCACACCGCUCAUGUCAUCUGCUUCCACUACCAUGCCGGCGCUGCAAAGUCACGACUUGGUGGAGGCACAAUCGCUGUUGGAGACCCCUUCCCCCGUUGCGAAUCCCGCAGCCCGCGCUUCCGCGGUGCCUCCGCCGGCGAUGGGGACCAUUCUGGAGGAAGAAGAAUUUGACGAGAAUGACGAGAAUCGACAGCGCAAUUCUUGUGGAAAGAGCAAACUUGUGAUGCCGCAGCCGGAGCACGCGCCGUCCUACAGCGGAGUGGAUCUCGACAGCGGAGUAGAUGACCAAAUGGAAGUGUAUUUUGAAAACGGUAGCAACCCGUCAUCUGGAGCGUCACUGUCACAAAAGCCCGAUCUGCACAAACAAAUUCCCGCCUGGAACAAGCUCCACGAACGCGUUCUGCUGCGAAUGAUCUCGCCGCCGCUUCAACAUGUUGCAGGGGUGCCACCUAGUUCUGGAGGUCCAGGCAUCGAGCGUGGGUCGUUUGCGCCGCAAGACGGGAAGAUGAAUGCCGCAAGUACAGCAACAACAAAUGAGGUGUUCACUUUGGAAGCCGGCGUGGGCUAUUCACUGUGGGAGGGUAACGAAACCGGCGGUGGUGCAUCUUCCUCUUCUUCGCAGCCGCCACGACCCCGGGAAGGAAUGUUUCAGACCAUGCCGGGUCUUACAACUCCCCGCGAAAACAGCCAGGACAACAGUGGAAUGCCGAUUUCCAGCAGCAGCAGCGGUUCAGCUGCUUCAAGGGGGCUAAUGGGACCACCGCCGAUGACAGGCGGCAGCACUACAAUGGUACCGGCGGCCAACAACAUCUUCAAUAACCCCGUCCUAGAACAAAGAACGGUGACCCAAAGUGGUGCUGCUCCAGCAGCCGGCGCUGGUUUUGGGGUACUAAAUCCACCAACGCAACAGCACCCAAAGAUCCCGCCACUUGCCUUGAAUCUUCCCCGGGCAAUCUCGACCUCGAGCAACCAAGAUAAAGACACGCGGGCGACCACGCCCGCGUUUGAGAUGAACAACGGGAAUUCGUCGACUUCGGAAAUAAACAAGAAGUCCAAAAGCGAGCCGAAAUCGGGGCUGCGUCGGAGAGGAGAGAUUGUCUUGGCGAUGAAUGGUCUGUCCGGCACUGGUGGAAGCAGCAGCAGUAGUGGUAGUAACAUCUUCACUCAGCAACAAAAUGCCCCGGGGGGGACGGCGGGGCCACAGGGCACAGCUUCGAGCAGCAGUAGUUUAUUCGCAGCACAACCGCAUGCAAUCAACCAGCAGCAUGCGGCUGCUUCCUCCAGCAGCAAUAGCUCCGCGAUCCCUCACGUCCCGCCGCAACACGAACAGCAACAGAACAGUAGCGCCAUGUUCAACAAUGCCAGCCGCGCCCCGUCCUCGACACAUCCCCCUCUUGGCGUGCUCUCGCGGUCGACCUUGCUCGGGCUGAACCGUCUGGCGAAGACGAACUCCAUUGCGAUUUCGUCCGAAGCCGCGUCGUCGGAGGUGAGUAGCAUGCGGGAGUACGACUUUGCGCCGGGGGUGCGGAAGCGGAAAAAGUCGGACUCGGUCGUCGCAAACUUUCCAACGGACGAAGAGAACCUGGACGACGACUCGGACUUGUCCUUCGUGCCGCCGCCCGCAAAACGGCCGCGGGCGGCGACCAUGACCGAAUUGGAUUCCGAGCGGCUGCAGCAGCUGCGCGAGAGUCCCGAAGAUGCCGGCUUCGCCGGGGCGAUCUUGGAAGAAUUCCGAAGUUCGUGA
Molecule: messenger RNA, 2703 nt
Organism: Amoebophrya sp. A120
Lineage: Eukaryota; Dinophyceae; Syndiniales; Amoebophryaceae
Source: the annotation of a GenBank genome assembly